AGUAAAUAGUCGCUAGAGGGUGUACAAUCCCGCAGAUGGUGCUUUGAUUUAUUCAUGCUUUUUUGCUGGGCGGUAUCUAUGUAGCGCUUGCAAACUGGCAGAUUAAAAGGGAAUUCGUUCCACUAUCGACAUUAAGACAAGCAAACACGAUUUGAUGGACUCCAGCAGUAAAGACAGGAGAGACCGCAAUCCUAACCAUGUCCUCCAGUAUGAUGAAGCACAGUACACAGUAAGCUAUGCUCAUAGGAGAAGCUCUGAAGAGACAGAUUAUGAUAAACAUGAGGACUUCAACAGAAAGAGGCAUUCAGUAAGCAGGUCUGGCAACAGUGCAGGCAGAGUGAAGAGGGUGGUGUCGUGUAAAAGGAAGACCCAUCACCUGACUGUAGCUCGUAGAAAGCAGCUCGGACCCGGGAGAGGUUUUGAUGCAGCAAACAAGGAAAAUGAUAUGAAAUGCUCACAAGCCACACAACAAGAAACAUACUUUAAUGAUCCAUCAGACGUGUCAACAAAUGUCAAUAACAACUACAAAACCAGUGGAACUGGUUCUGAACAGUCUGACUACUAUACACUCAUUGAGCUCAGAAAGGAUCACAGCACAAUGUCUGAUGUUUUGUUUGGAAGAAAUCUGAGACUUAAGGUGGCUUUAACAUUGUGGAGGAGGAAUGUUGGGGAACUGUUGACAUAUUUUCUAAAAAUCCAGGACAUUGGUGUGAUUGUUGAUUUUUUGCCAAUUAUUUGCAUGUGUAUUGAUGAGGACUCUCCCAGGAUUAACAUUGGCUGUUGUGUUGACCUCUUUCCUUUGGUUAGAAAAGUCCUCAGUACUCCCUAUGAAGAGUAUCUGAUUGUUGGUUUUAAAUGGAUAUGUUCCGUUUUAAAGAACUGGUGGGUAGAACUACAAACAAGUGGUUACAAUGGAUCAACUCAACCUCUGCUGGAUGAAAAUUUUCAGGUUUUUAACCAGCAACUUUGGGAAUUAUGGCAACAGGAACCUCUUUUAAAAUCUGUCACAGGUCAGGCAGAAAACAUGGCCAAAGUUGUUGAGUCUUAUCUCUUUCAACUUCGUUGACACCAAGAAGGAUCAAAAUAACUUAAUGAAGUAAUGAGAAGAGACCUAAUAGCUUUUAUUCUCUUAAAUUAAAAUCUUUUCAAUUGCAUUGCAGAUUUGCUGUACUGUAUUACUAAGAUUUCAGAGCAACAAUGAAGGUACACUAAGGUACAAAAUCAUUCUAAAAGUAGGCAAAUGUCGAUUGUAUUGUUUCUGUUUAAGUGCCAUGGUGAAAAAAAUAAAAAUGACUGAAUUUUG
This is a messenger RNA of Xiphophorus couchianus (Monterrey platyfish), 1303 nucleotides long. RefSeq names its product KATNB1-like protein 1. Gene Ontology annotation, cellular component: nucleolus. Gene Ontology annotation, molecular function: microtubule binding. The record is from RefSeq and is a predicted model, not a curated record. Lineage: Eukaryota; Metazoa; Chordata; Actinopteri; Cyprinodontiformes; Poeciliidae. Bases 155 to 1066 code for a protein of 303 amino acids. The transcript has 10 exons.